Molecule: messenger RNA, 2709 nt
Organism: Girardinichthys multiradiatus
Lineage: Eukaryota; Metazoa; Chordata; Actinopteri; Cyprinodontiformes; Goodeidae
Product: platelet endothelial cell adhesion molecule-like
Exons: 15
Coding region: 140-2527 (795 amino acids)
Biological process (GO): cell surface receptor signaling pathway
Molecular function (GO): transmembrane signaling receptor activity
Source: RefSeq, a predicted model, not a curated record
AGUCUUUGUCUUCUACACACUUCACUUCUCCCACGCCAAGGUCCUCCUCCGUCUCUUCGAGUCUCCUUCUUGGCUUCUGCUUCUUCUGUUCACAGGAGCUGCAUAUUGAUCUCGCAGCAGUCAACCACCUUCACUCAGAAUGGGCUCCAGACCCCCCAGCCUGCUGCUGCUUCUCACCAGUCUCCUCUUCAUCUGGGAAACUGUCAGAGGAGAAUCAUCAUACAUUAUAGAUACUGUAGGCCUCAAAAUCCUGCCUGAAAGCAAAGUUCAGAGCGGUACCAAGGUGACGAUACGUUGCCAAGUAAGCGUCAGUUUCAGCAACAUCUCUCACCUUGAACACCUUUUCAAGUUCUUGUGGGAUGACGUCCAAAUCCACACAGCUAACACCACAGAAGACUCUGUCGACUAUGAGAUCAACCCAGCCAGGGUAGCCGACUCUGGAAAUUACGGAUGUCUGGUCUUGGUGAAGAACAAGCGCAAAGCCAGCAAUAUCAAGAGACUGGAUGUCACAGGCCUACAAACCCCCAUUCUGCAUCUGAAUAACUCAACACCCUACGAGAGUGAGGAGUUCAAAGUCACCUGCAGUGCUCCAGAGGAGAAAGGAAGUCUUAUAUUCAACUUUUACCAAACAUUUAGGGAUGGUCAGCCUCAGUGGAUAAAACAACUACGAAGCACUAAUAACGUUUUAGAGACCACUCUGACACUCAGGCACAUAGGGGACUGCUUUCUGUCCUGUGACUACGAGAUCAAUGUGAUUGCAGGGACCAGUCGCUCCAACAGCAGCAAUGGAAUUCAAGUGAAAGUCAAAGAACUGAACAUUACCCCAGACAUGACUGUAAUGCCCAAUGAUAUCUAUGAACCAGAUGUAGUAGAAGUGGUCUGUAGUGUACGAGUUCCUUUGGAGAACAUUGAAAUAUUUCUUAUAAAGGAUCGGACGGUUCUAAAAAGAGCCACCGGUAAAGCCCUCAUUCAUCGAUUUGUUUCUAAAGCAACGGACUCUGGAGAGCUUGUUUGCAAGGCGGAGUGGAGAAACGUCCAGAAAGAAAACUAUAAAACCCUUACAGUCAAAGAGGUAUUUUCAAAACCUCAGCUGACUUUGGAGCCUGUGGACCUGUUUGAAGGAGACACUUUCAGACUGAACUGCUCAGUCAAGUUUUUUGUUCCCGGGAUGAUUGAUCCCAAUACUUUUAAAUACACCUUCUACAAAGAUGGUGCUGAAUUGACCAGUGCAUCCACAUAUGCUACUGUUGCAAACCCAGAACACAAUGGUAACUACUUCUGUAAAGCUGAGGGCAUUCGUUAUUCAUCUGCUCUUUACAAGGACAGCCAAACAAUUCUUGUUAAAGCUAAAGUCCCUGUUUCAAAUCCUGUGCUUAGUGUGGUCGGUGGCGAGAUGUUUCUAGGCAAGAGCUUCCGACUGAUCUGUCACAGUCACACAGGCACUCUUCCUAUCAAAUACACCCUAUUCGGACCUAAUGGGUUGAUUCUGAACAGGGAGGUCAGCAGAUCUGAGGAACGGGCUAUCUUUGACAUACCUUCAAUCACCAAGACCUCAGAUUUAAAUACAUUUCUUUGCCAUGCAAGAAAUAAUCCACGUUCCCCUCCUAAAAUAGCAUUGGGGCAGCAAAUUCUGAAGUCAACCAGUAUUAUUGAGCCUGUCUCAAAACCAAAGCUGACUGUUCUUCCCGGCAUGGAUGUCACGGAGGGACAAACUAUAAACCUUGUCUGCUCUGUACAGACAGGUAGCCAUCCCAUCAACUUCACAUGGUACCACCAAGAGUCACCCAGAGCACUUGCUUCUCUGUCGACCAAUAAACUGAAAGAAUCCCACAGCAUAUAUAAUGCCAGUGGAAAACACGUGGGGAAUUAUUACUGUGCAAGCACAAACCCAGCAAAUGAAAUCAAAAGGAGUGACUUUGUCACAAUUGAAGUGAAAAUAGCGGGAUGGAAAAAAGCGCUGAUCAUAGUCUUCUGCAUCCUACUUCUCCUCACCUUAGCCCUUGUAAUUGCCUUAAAAACCCGGCUUUUACGGUUUACGAGGAAAAGAACGGGUAACUUGUCAGUGAAGUCAGCCAGCACCAAACCAGAGCGACUGAGUCUCACACAGGCUGAGGUCAUUGAUGUUGCAAAUGCUACCCCAAGCAUGAUGGGAAAAAGUGUUUGGAGUGACCACGUAUCAGGCUCUGAGUCGGAUGACCAGAACAGCAGCAUCUUACCAGAAAAGUCUGAACCUCAAUACACUGAGGUUCAAAUAAGAGAUGCAGAUCCAACCAAUGCCCCAGUGAAGCAGGGCACAGAUACUGUCUACACUGAAGUGCGCAACGUCCAGCAAGGUGUCCCAGAGGUGGCUGAUUGUAAACCAGUGGAAUAUGCACAGCUAAAUCAUGACAACAAUCCCCAACCUGACAAAGGUCAGGCUGGAGAUCAGUGCUUGAACAGUGAAAACAUGACUGAGACUGAAAGCAUCACUGAUGUUCACACAGAUGACCAGGCAGGAGGAACCUGUGACCCUGCGCCUGACUGUUGAUGAACAUUUAUUUGUUCCUCUUUUUACCCAUCAUGUUAUUGCAGCUGAUGUUUUGGAGCUGAAAGAAGCUGAACCCUUCAACAUUGCGCAAUUAUAUUAUUUUAUUAUUGUUAAAUGUUGUUUAAAGCUUCCUCUUUAAAUUCCCUCUUCUUAAUCACAUGAAUAAAAUGUUUUGCUAAUAA